Quercus lobata is the source of this 669-nucleotide messenger RNA. RefSeq lists its product as uncharacterized. Bases 1 to 669 code for a protein of 222 amino acids. The record is from RefSeq and is a predicted model, not a curated record. NCBI's taxonomy places the organism in Eukaryota, Viridiplantae, Streptophyta, Magnoliopsida, Fagales, Fagaceae. The transcript has a single exon.
AUGGCUCGGUUUAAUAAUUCUAUUAACUAUUGUGGGCUGAAGGAGGUUGGCUUUGUAGGUCCGAAGUUCACAUGGCUAUAUCAAAGACAAGAUAACACUCAAAUCAGGGAACGACUAGAUAGGGCCCUGGCUUCUACAGAUCGGCAUUCUCUAUUCCCUACUGCAAAGCUUCAUCAUAAGUCCUCUUCUGCUUCUGAUCAUAAUCCUCUUUUGUUGCAUCUAUUCUCAAAGAAAAAACACCAGAAAUACAAGAAAAUAUUUAGGUUUGAGUCUAUGUGGUUGAAGGAUGAGAGAUGUGAGAAAGUGGUGACAGAGGCAUGGGAGGAAGGGAUGUGUAUGGCUUCGAAUUUUCCUAUUUUAGCUUGUAUGGAGUCUUGCAGAAACAAAUUGGAGGUAUGGAAUGCGAAUGAGUAUGGGCAUGUGGGAAAAAAGAUUGCUUGUUUACAAAAACGUUUAGAAGGACUGGAGAUGCAAGCUUCAUCACCUGGGGUUAUCAGAGACUUAAGAGAAACUAGAGUGGAGUUGAAUUGUUGGCUGGAUAAAGAACAUGCCAUGUGGAAACAGAGGGCACGUCUAAAUUGGUUUCAGGAGGGAGAUCGAAACACCCGAUUCUUUCAUGCACGGGCUUCAGCAAGGUUUCAAAAGAAUUUAAUUGAGGGGGGUUUUUGA